Aspergillus wentii DTO 134E9 is the source of this 2321-nucleotide messenger RNA. RefSeq names its product MFS transporter. Gene Ontology annotation, biological process: transmembrane transport. The coding region runs from base 486 to 2054 and encodes 522 amino acids. NCBI's taxonomy places the organism in Eukaryota, Fungi, Ascomycota, Eurotiomycetes, Eurotiales, Aspergillaceae. The transcript is spliced from 6 exons. Gene Ontology annotation, molecular function: transmembrane transporter activity. The record is from RefSeq and is a predicted model, not a curated record.
UGGAUGAGAUGAAGCUGAUAUCAGACGCAUAACUGGUGACUCAUUCGACUCUGGAGGUGGUGGUGAUGCCUUGCAAACUGCAUGGGUUGCUGCAUGGCCAGCAUGGAUGAAUGCGGAAUGAAUUCAUCUCGUCCAGGUUUGGAGUCGAUUCGACACUAGUUUUUUUUCUCAUCUCAUCUCAUCCAUGAAGUGAUCGUCCUGAGUAUCCAUGAAUCAGGAUAAUAAUAAUAAUACCACAGUAUCUCGUGCAUCUCCACUGCGAUCUUCUCUUGCUGAUCCCCACCGACUCUGUCUGUCUGCUGACACUAGUCGGUGCCUGCUUUUAUCUUCACCUCUGUUUGUUUUCGCUUCUCCUCUUCUCCUUCUCGCUUCGCCUUUGCAAUUCCUUCUCGAGGCAUGCGCCUUUGACUUCUUUAUCAUCUUCUAUCAUUUUUUCUUUUUUCUUUUCUAUUCCUCCAUUAAUCCCUCGAUCCUCAUUCCCCGCAAUGCUGGAAAAACCGGCAAGGCUGCCGGUCCAGCAGCUGGUCAUUCUGUCAAUAUGUCGUUUCGCAGAGCCUGUCGUUCUGACUUCCAUCCUGCCAUAUCUUCCUGAGAUGAUCUCGUAUGUCGGUGUCCAAAAGGACGACAUAGCCAAAUGGGUCGGCAUCACCUCGGCUGUCACAGCUGCUGCCCAGGCCGCCAUGGCCGUCCCCUGGGGCACAGCGUCCGACUAUAUGGGCCGCAAACCUAUCAUCCUGCUCGGAUUAACCUGCACUAUGGUCUUCUCCGUCCUCUUCGGUUUCUCGCAGAAUCUGCCCUGGUUAAUCGUUUCCCGUGGACUUCUUGGCUUCAUGAACGGAAAUGUCGGCAUCAUUCGGACCAUGGUCGCGGAGAUGGUUCCUCACAAGGAGCUGCAGCCUCGUGCAUUUAGUAUAAUGCCAUUGGUGUGGACGCUUGGGGGCAUCUUCGGUCCUGCUUUCGGGGGUGCUUUGGCGCGUCCGGCGGAGAAACAUCCGGAACUCUUUGGUGAUUCGGAGUUUUUGAAAAAGUUUCCUUUUGUAUUGCCGAAUUUGGCCUCAGCAUGUAUCUUUAUCGUCGGAAUUGCGACUGGGUUUCUCUUCUUGAAGGAAACAUUAAAGUCAAAGAAAGAUCGUCCGGAUUACGGUCUUGCGCUGGGCCAGCUGCUGAUUAGCCCGUGCACUGGACAGAGGAGGGAGAACAACCCCAGGGUAGAGGACGACGAAAGGAGAGCUUUACUCGGUGAUGGAAACGGCCUUGCUGCUCAGAAUGGACACAAAAAGCAGGCCAAACGACCCGUUUGGAGGCAGAUUUUUACUCCACAAUCGAAUCUGGUGUUGUUGGCCUAUGCAUUACUGGCAAUGCACACUUUCGCAUACGACUCGUUACUCCCUGUGUUUCUAUAUUAUCCCGUUCAGGAAAUUGACGGUAACCCGGAUGUGCACCUGCCAUUCAAAUUUGUCGGAGGAUUCGGUGUGGAUUCCCAAACAAUUGGUAUCUUCUACGCUAUAAUCGGUAUAAUCGGAAUGGUCACCCAGUUCCUCGUCUUCCCCGCAGUUGCCAAACGCUACGGCGCUCUUAAAUGCUCAAAAGCCAUCUCGCUCAUAUAUCCCGUCUUAUACCUUGUGACGCCAUUUACGGCUCUCGUCCCGGCCUCACUUCGCAAAUUCAGCGUCUUUCUGGUCAUGCUGACCAAGCUGGCUGCGUCCAUCUUCGCCUUCCCUUGCAUCACCAUUCUCCUCACCAACUCCGCCUCGAGUCUUAGCGUUUUGGGGACUUUGAACGGAGUAGGAACCAGCGUCAGUGCAUUGGGACGAGCCGCCGGGCCUGCCAUUGUCGGUUGGGCCUUUUCAUUUGGUGUAAAGAGGGGAUAUGUCAUUAUCCCAUGGUGGACUCUGUGCCUUAUUGGUGCUAUCAGUGCGAUUCCCGUCUUCAGUAUUAAGGAGACGGAUGGCUUUGAGGAUAAAGAUGACGAAUCUGAGGAAGACCAGCCGCAAGAGUCCGAGAAUGGAUCCAAUGGCGGUACUUACGGGGCCGUUUCAAACGGUCGAUCUUGAUCGAUAUGAACCAUACUGAUAUAUAUGGCAAGGUCAUGUGACGACUUAUAUAUGAACAACGAACAGUCGUUGAUGAGCAAAAAUUUCGAUGAACAAAAGUUGGCGUCUAGCGUGUUAUGUGUUACUCUUGACGAGACGAAUUUUGGAUUUAUAAUAAUAAGACUCAAGAUGAGAUACGACGAUAUGAUAGACUUUCAACCAGAUUGUACUAAACAUAAAAUUAGCUUGAGCAACUAUCUAAAAUAUGAAAAUUAGUUUAAUUCGAGG